CUAUUUAAACACAAUCCUGAGAUCAACUGGCAGACAGGGAUUGUCACACUGUUAUGUUGCCCUCAGGAGUGUGAUGGCUUGGGUAAGCCGGGUCACGUCCGUCAAACUGAGCUUGACAAAAGAAUAAAUGUUGGUCACGUUUAUGCCAAACUCAGAUCUUUGGAUAAUAUUGAUGAUGACAAUGAUGGGGUAAAACCCGAGGAAGAGAUUAAGAGGCUGGUACCUCCAGAGUACCAUGACUUCUGGAAAGUCUUUUCAAAACACAAAUCAGAACGCUUCCCAGAGGCUAAACCUUGGGACCAUGCUAUAGAUUUGAAGGACACGUUCAAACCUAGAAAGGGACACAUUUGUCAAAUCCAAGAAAUGUAA
Messenger RNA from Serpula lacrymans var. lacrymans S7.9, 369 nucleotides. RefSeq lists its product as uncharacterized. The transcript has a single exon. NCBI's taxonomy places the organism in Eukaryota, Fungi, Basidiomycota, Agaricomycetes, Boletales, Serpulaceae. The annotation marks the transcript as partial. The record is from RefSeq and is a predicted model, not a curated record.